CACCCCACCACGUCUGCGGAGUGGGUGCCGGCUCCCUCCCCGAGGGGUGGGAGCGAGGAGCUGGGUGAUGGACUUGACAAACCCCUGGAGAACGACGCCGAGGGUGUGUGGAGCCCCGACAUCGAGCAGAGCUUCCAGGAAGCCCUGGCAAUUUAUCCACCAUGUGGCCGCAGGAAGAUAAUCCUCUCUGAUGAGGGCAAGAUGUACGGGCGGAACGAGUUGAUAGCGAGGUACAUCAAACUUCGCACGGGGAAGACACGGACCAGGAAGCAGGUAUCCAGUCACAUCCAGGUUCUUGCCCGACGGAAGGCCAGGGAGAUCCAGGUGAAGCUCAAGGAUCAGGCAGCCAAAGACAAAGCCCUCCAGAGCAUGGCCACCAUGUCCUCUGCUCAGAUCAUCUCUCCCACAGCCUUCCAGAACAAGAUGGCUCUCCAGGGUCUCUCGAGACCAGCUUAUCCUACUGCUGGUGGAUUCUGGCACGGGACAAUUCCAGCUCAGACAGGAGGCCAUGAGGACAUUAAGCCCUUCUCCCAGCAGAGUUAUGCCAUGCAGGCGUCAGGCCCGACCCCGAUAACAGGUUAUGAGAGCACAGCAGGACUGUCCAUGUCUCCCGGCGCCCCCCCUUGGCAAGGCAGAAGUAUUGCCAGUUCCAGGCUGCGGAUGCUGGAGUUUUCCGCCUUCCUGGAGCAACCUCAGGACUCGGAGACUUUCAACAAGCACUUGUUUGUGCACAUCGGACAGUCCAACCCCAGCUACAGUGAUGCCUACCUGGAGUCCGUGGACAUCCGGCAGAUCUACGACAAGUACCCCGAGAAGAAAGGGGGCCUGAAAGAGCUGUUUGACAAAGGGCCACACAACGCUUUCUUUCUCGUCAAAUUCUGGGCGGACCUCAGCGUAAACCUGCAGGACGACAGCAGCUUCUUCUAUGGCGUGUCCAGCCAGUACGAAAGCUCUGAGAACAUGGUCAUCACCUCGUCCACC
This is a messenger RNA of Poecilia latipinna (sailfin molly), 981 nucleotides long. Its product is annotated as transcriptional enhancer factor TEF-3-like. The annotation marks the transcript as partial. Gene Ontology annotation, molecular function: DNA-binding transcription factor activity, RNA polymerase II-specific; RNA polymerase II cis-regulatory region sequence-specific DNA binding. The record is from RefSeq and is a predicted model, not a curated record. Gene Ontology annotation, cellular component: transcription regulator complex. Gene Ontology annotation, biological process: embryonic organ development; regulation of transcription by RNA polymerase II; hippo signaling. The transcript has 9 exons. NCBI's taxonomy places the organism in Eukaryota, Metazoa, Chordata, Actinopteri, Cyprinodontiformes, Poeciliidae.